AUGAGCCUCGAGCAUGGGCUUCGGGCGCACGACCAACUGCAAAGCCCAGCUUGUUCGCAAGAGAGAGCAUACAGCUGCAGACGACUCGGUGGGCGUGGCGGUUGUGGGGAAAUACUGCCGACAGUGCUGCGCAAAAUGCACAGCGAGAAGCCCGAAGUCUCGCUUGUGCACUGCACAGCUGCGAUUUCACAGUCCAGACGCGACGUACGAACCUGGCCAACAGUGCUUCUUUUAUUUUGGGAUCUCAGUCUUCUGCGGAUGUCUGCAGAUGUAGUACUGUGCACCAGUGCGAUCACAACACUGGAGAGGACUAGCCAGUGGUACAUGGCUCUGCAGGUCUUUGACAGCAUGCCUGCGUUUGCUGUCAGACCAAACGUCAUCAGUCGGAGUAGCCUUAUCACUGCUUUCGACAAGGGUGAGCAUUGGCAGGCGGCAAUCCAUGUGCUGAUAGGAAUGCCAAGCGCAGGCUCUCUCCCAGACCGGAUAUCUUACAACAGUGCAAUCAAUGCGUGCCAGACCGGAGAGGCAUGGGAGACGGCUUGCCAAGUAUUGACCAAGAUGCCGUCUGCCCGGUUGGCGCCAAACCUUAUCAGCUACAACAGCACGGUUGCCACUUGUGAGAAAUCUGGGCAGUGGCAGGCGGCUGUUGAGCUGUUGAGCGACAUGCAACACUCGCAACUACGCUUGGAUGUAAUCAGCUAUAACACUGCGAUCAGCGCUUGUGAGAAAGCAGGAGAAUGGCAGAUUGCCCUUCAUCUCCUGGCUGCUCUGCCGUGCUGCCACUUAGAGCCGGAUGUCAUAAGCUUCAGCGGUGCUAUAAGUGCGUGUCAGAAAGGUGACCAGUGGCAGGCGGCUGUCGAACUGCUUGCUGCGAUGCCCUUGGGGCGAGUAGUGCCAGAUGUGAUCGCGUACAACAGCGCAAUUGCUGCGUGUGAGAAAGGAAAACGGUGGGAGAUGGCAGUUCGUCUACUCUCGGACCUAGUUGCAGCAAAGCUGAAGCCCAGUGUCGUUACAUUCAACAGCGCCAUCAGCGCCUGCGAAACGACAUGGCAAGCUGCAUUACAAGUCCUGAUGGUAAUGCAUACCUGGACGACGAUGCCAGACACGAUCACAUACAACAGCACCAUCAGUGCGGUCUCAAGAGGCGAGUGUUGGCAGCGUUCCUCGGCGAUGCUUAAACAUAUCGCCUCGAGAGCCCUGCGGCGGAAUGUUAUAAGCUACAGUAGUGCCAUGGCUUCCUUCGAGGUCGGAGGGCGGUGGAAAGGGGCCCUCGGCCUGUGCUUGAAGAUGUGUGGAUCAACAGUGCUCCCAAACGUAGUCAGUGGCAGCACCCUCAUCAGCGCCUGUGCGGAAGCAGGCCCCUGGCACAUUGCAUUGAGAUUACAUGCAUCCAUGCACUCAGACUCAGCUGCUGGGCCGAGCAUUGCCAGUUCCAACAGUGCGAUGAGCGCUUGCUUGGCAUCUUUCCACUGGCAAAAUGCCUUGCAACUUCAUGCAGGCAUAUGCCUGCCGGACUCAAGAGUUACGCCAGAUGUGCUGAGUCACGGCAGUGCUGUCAUGGCUUGUGAGAGGGCUUUCCUUCACAAGAAUGCUGCGAAGGUCUUAGCUCAACUGCACGAUAGUUGUUACUGUCUGUGCAACAGCAGAUGA
Symbiodinium sp. CCMP2592 is the source of this 1650-nucleotide messenger RNA. Lineage: Eukaryota; Dinophyceae; Suessiales; Symbiodiniaceae. The record is from the annotation of a GenBank genome assembly.